This is a messenger RNA of Punica granatum (pomegranate), 2626 nucleotides long. Lineage: Eukaryota; Viridiplantae; Streptophyta; Magnoliopsida; Myrtales; Lythraceae. The record is from RefSeq and is a predicted model, not a curated record.
AUCCCACACAUCUCUCUCCUCCCCCCAGCCUGAUAAUAUAUGAUUUUAUUUAUUGCCUUUCUCUAUCCCUCCCCUAAUCUUUUCCAAACUUACCAAUCUCUCCUCUUAAUAACUCUCUCUCCCUCUCCCUCUUUUCUCCGCCAAAGGAAAAGGGAAAGCAAUCCCCCUCCUCCUCCGGCUCUUUUCAUUUGAAUUCAUUCAUCUGCAGUCCUACCUAGCUAGCCAUCACAGCAGCAGCAGAUUAACAUAUAUAUAUAUAUAUAUAUAUAUAUCACACAGAUCAUCCUCAUCCAUCAUCACCAUUAUCCAUCACCAUUAUCAUCAUCAUCAUCAUCAUCAUCAUCAUAUAAUUUAAAGAUGAUAUCUGUUGCCCCUUCUCCGGAAUCCCCUGCAGAUACCACUCCUCACUGUGGUAACACUACAACACCACCUUCACCUUCCAGUUCCACUAAUGCUGCCGGUAGUUGUAGUAGUGGCGAUGGUAUCAUUUUCCGGUCGAAACUCCCCGCUAUCCCCAUCCCCAACCACCUCCCCCUCCACGCCUACUGCUUCCAGAGCCUCCCUGACUCCGCCGACCGCCCCUGCCUCAUCGUCGGCUCCUCCGGCAAGUCCUACACCUAUGCCGAGACCCACCUCAUCUGCCGUAAGACCGCCGCUGGCCUCUCCAACCUCGGCAUCUCCCGUGGGGAUGUCAUCAUGAUCCUGCUCCCCAACUGCCCCGAGUUCGUCUUCACCUUCAUCGGGGCCUCCAUGAUUGGCGCCGUCACCACCACCGCCAACCCCUUCUACACCCCCUCCGAGAUCCUCAAGCAGUUCAAGGCCUCCGCAGCCAAGCUCAUCGUUACCCAAUCCAGUUUCGUCGAUAAGCUCGGGCACUUUAGCAGAUUAUCAUUACACGAAGAAGAAGAAGAAGAAGGAGUAGGAGGCCAUCGUCAUCGUCAUCGUCAAGGGGGCAGUGCUGCCGCCAUACUCGGCAAGGACUUCACCGUGAUCACGGUUGAUGACCCCCCUGAGAGCUGCCUUCACUUCUCCGUCCUCUCCGAGGCCAAUGAUCAGUCACCGCCUGAUUGGGAACAGGAAGUAGUACAUUAUUAUUCCGCCAGCUGCAGCUGCAGCAGGAAGUUGGAGUUCGAGUUCGACCCUGAUGACCCGGUCGCCCUGCCCUUCUCGUCGGGCACCACGGGGCUACCCAAGGGGGUGGUGCUGACCCACCGGAGCCUGAUCACCAGCGUGGCCCAGCAGGUGGACGGGGAGAACCCGAACCUCCACCUGAGGGGGGACGACGUGGUGCUGUGCUUGCUGCCGCUGUUCCACAUCUACUCCCUCAACAGUGUGCUGCUGUGCUCACUGAGGGCUGGGGCGGCGGUGCUGCUGAUGCACAAGUUCGAGAUAGGGGCGUUGCUGGAGCUGAUACAGAGGCACAGGGUGUCGGUGGCGGCGGUGGUGCCGCCCCUCGUGCUGGCCCUGGCCAAGAACCCCGUGGUGGAGGGGUUCGACCUCAGCUCCCUCAGGCUCGUCCUCUCUGGGGCCGCCCCUCUCGCGAAGGACCUCGAGGAUGCUUUACGCACCCGCGUCCCUCAAGCAGUUCUUGGUCAGGGAUAUGGAAUGACAGAGGCAGGUCCAGUGCUCUCGAUGUGCCUAGGCUUUGCAAAGCAGCCAUUCCCGACCAAGUCGGGUUCAUGCGGCACUGUUGUCAGGAAUGCGGAGCUCAAGGUCAUUGAUCCGGUAACCGGCUCCUCUCUAGGAUACAACCAAUCCGGUGAAAUUUGUAUUCGAGGCCAACAGAUUAUGAAAGGAUAUCUGAACGACCCAGAGGCAACAGCCAGGACCAUCGAUGUGGAGGGAUGGCUACACACGGGGGAUAUUGGCUAUGUGGAUGAGGACGACGAAGUGUUCAUUGUAGACAGGGUGAAGGAGAUCAUCAAAUUCAAAGGAUUCCAGGUGCCGCCAGCUGAGCUCGAAGCCCUUCUUUUGAGCCAUGCAUCCAUUGCCGAUGCGGCUGUUGUCCCGCAAAAGGACGAAGCAGCUGGCGAAGUCCCUGUAGCAUUUGUUGUGUGCUCAAAGGGUAUGGAAGUGACGGAAGAGGCUAUUAAACAAUUCGUAGCUAAGCAGCGCGCGCAAUGGAUGCAUAUGCAUAUGCAGGUGGUGUUCUACAAGCGACUGUACAAAGUGUACUUUGUUCAUGCGAUUCCCAAGUCCCCCUCCGGCAAGAUAUUAAGGAAAGACCUCAGGGCAAAGCUUGCUGCAGCUGCUGCCUCCUCCACUCCCUUAUAAUUAGAUCAAUCAUUUGAUAUCUUUCGGCAGUCGCUUUAACGAGCCCUACACUGGCCGGCCCAAUCCUUUCUAGUCUUCUUCGCCUAUGGUCUAUAUCCAAUGAGCAGCAUUGCAAUUUUAAUGUUGUCAUAUAUCAUAUGUAAUUAGAUGUACGUUGCUGGGUAUUCAAGAACAGAGAUCAACAACUGAUGAUGAUCAAAGUUCCACCUGCACCACGGUUCAAUUGAGAGUGUUGUACCACGUACCUAUUCUUAAUUAAUUCUUGGCGAUGUAGUGUAAUGUAAUCCCAGCGCAAUUUGUUCUGCGCAAUCAAUUAUAUACUUUGCGUACGGGACCUAUUUAUUAACUGAAA